Ceratitis capitata (Mediterranean fruit fly) is the source of this 313-nucleotide messenger RNA. RefSeq lists its product as uncharacterized. The record is from RefSeq and is a predicted model, not a curated record. Bases 9 to 284 code for a protein of 91 amino acids. NCBI's taxonomy places the organism in Eukaryota, Metazoa, Arthropoda, Insecta, Diptera, Tephritidae. The transcript has a single exon.
UAACAACAAUGCGUGCCUACGUUCUGUUAUCGAUUAUACUCAUCAUAGCAUCCAUGCAAUGGAUGAUCAAAGCAUUAUCUGUCGAUCAAGGUGAAUACGCCUCUGCUCUACUGAAUGUCGACGCAGGCGGCGAGCAUGGGAAUGAAUCGCCGCGACUCGUACGUCAAUGGUUCGGACAUGGUCGUCCGUAUGACGGCUAUCGUAGAGGUUAUGAUGGUUAUGGAUUGAGAGGUGAUUACGGCUUCCGUAGACCACGUUUUGGACCCGUCAAUUACUAUGGCUGAAAUCCUAGAAUAUUUAUGAGCAGAAACAA